Verruconis gallopava is the source of this 603-nucleotide messenger RNA. RefSeq lists its product as uncharacterized. The transcript is spliced from 3 exons. Lineage: Eukaryota; Fungi; Ascomycota; Dothideomycetes; Venturiales; Sympoventuriaceae. The record is from RefSeq and is a predicted model, not a curated record. The coding region runs from base 119 to 520 and encodes 133 amino acids.
GCGAUCAAAAGAAACCAACCCUCAUCACUCACCUCAGUCAUUCGUUUCGGGGCAACGAUCGAAGCCCAAGUCCAGUCGCUACUAUACUCAGUUCACUUUCAUUGCCACUUUUUCCAAAAUGCAGUUCAAGAUUUUUGCUGUUGCUACCGCUCUCGUAGCAGCCGUCUCCGCCGCUCCAGCAACAAUCGAAGCUCGUGAGGCUUAUGGCUCGGUGACUCCAACACCUCCACCACCCCCUCCUUCAGCCACAUGUGACGAUGCAUAUGACAAAUGUAUCGGUGCUGGUAUCGGCGCCUAUGUUGCUUGGUUCAAUGCCAAUGAACAGUCGUACGGCUGUUAUAGCGGAGACGACUUGAAGUCUCAUGGUUCGGAGUCCGUCAUCAGCGUUACCCACGGUGCCGCGUUCUGCUGCAGCAACAACCCUUGGUUGGUAUUCGGUUUUGACUUCGACCUCUUCGGCAUAGUAGACAUCGAGAAGAAGAUCUCUCUCGGCAAGGUUUGCAAGCCCAUCUUCUGGUGAGCAUAGUUUGGCUGCCGCUGGGAUGCUAGCAUGGAACGGGGUAUGAGAGAAAUUUAUAUUCGCACAACAAGAAACACUUCUAU